UGGCUUAUUUGCAAGUUGAGAAUUUUAUUUUUCUUUUGAAGUUUUCACAACCUCACCAACCAACGGCAUGUAAAAGAAUCGGCACCAAUCCAAACCAAAUCGCGAGAGCGGAAAAUUCGAGCAGAGGGAUCUGAGAACAGAAGCAAGGAAGCUCACAAACAAAUCUAGAGCUACAAUACAAUUUGUCUAUAUCAUGGCAAUAGAGCAGUUGCAGCACUGGUGAAAUAUAAUGGCAUUGCAAGUUUCUGGGAUUCACUUGUGCUUUUGUUUGUUCAUUAAUAUGCUAGCAACAGAUUAUUUAUGGAAGGGUUGGUGCAUUCACAAAUCGGUCCUGUUCGUAUUACUUGUAGACAAUACCGCUCUUGUCUCAUUCCGGCAUUUUCCCUACACUUGAAAAGUAACUUCAUUGGAGUUAGAAAUUUGUCCAUGAGACUUACUCAAGCCUUCAAUUCAGCUACUGCUUCUGUUCAACCUUUAGAUCCUGCCAAGGUGGACCACUUUGACAAUCGUCUUCCAUCCAAAGAGGUUCUUGAGCUCUGGAGAAGUGCUGAUGCAGUAUGCUUUGAUGUUGAUAGCACGGUAUGCCUGGAUGAGGGCAUUGAUGAACUUGCAGAGUACUGUGGAGCUGGAAAUGCCGUUGCAGAAUGGACAGCUAAAGCAAUGGGCGGUUCUGUUCCUUUCGAGGAGGCCUUGGCGGCAAGACUAUCCCUGUUCAAACCAUCUCUAUCUCAGGUCCAUGAUUUUCUUGAGAAGAGACCUCCAAAGCUUUCUCCUGGCAUAGAAGAGUUGAUCAAGAAGCUGAAGGCUAAGAAUACCAAUGUUUAUUUGAUAUCAGGAGGCUUUCGUCAAAUGAUAAAUCCUGUUGCAUCCAUACUUGGGAUUCCACCUGAAAAUAUAUUUGCCAAUCAAUUGCUCUUUGGAAAUUCCGGGGAGUUUUUGGGUUUUGAUGCAAAUGAGCCUACUUCAAGGAGUGGAGGAAAAGCAACAGCCGUGCAGCAAAUAAGGAAGGUUCAAGGAUACAAGUCUCUGGUCAUGAUUGGGGAUGGUGCAACUGAUCUUGAGGCUCGUAAACCAGGUGGUGCUGACAUGUUUAUUUGCUAUGCUGGUGUUCAACUUCGAGAGGCUGUAGCAGUAAAAGCUGAUUGGCUGGUCUUUCAUUUUACAGAUCUAAUAAAUUCCUUGGAUUAAGUGGUGAUCUUCUGAAUUAAAAUGUUGUUAUGUUUCUUCCUGGUUUCCCAUUUUAUUACCCAAGUAACCUUUAUCAGACAACCGCUCCUUUUUCUCACUUAUUGCAAUAGGUUAUAAUUAUUUGAGAAGAUCAAUAAAAUUUAGUCUGUGAUGUUCCUUUAAGGUGUUAUGAUCGAGAGUUUCUGGGGUGGGAACUGUAAUAGACACAAAAAGUGUGAAUUAAUAUUCUGUGUUUUCACGAAUUUGCAUUAUCCUGAAAUCUCCAGAAAGUUGGGACGAACUGAAGUGAAAGUUAUGAGAAGUACACUCAUCCUUAACUAGUGGAAAAGAUUUUUCUUUCUUCAA
Messenger RNA from Ricinus communis (castor bean), 1533 nucleotides. RefSeq names its product phosphoserine phosphatase, chloroplastic. Gene Ontology annotation, biological process: L-serine biosynthetic process; dephosphorylation. Gene Ontology annotation, cellular component: cytoplasm. The transcript is spliced from 8 exons. Lineage: Eukaryota; Viridiplantae; Streptophyta; Magnoliopsida; Malpighiales; Euphorbiaceae. Gene Ontology annotation, molecular function: L-phosphoserine phosphatase activity; magnesium ion binding. Bases 301 to 1188 code for a protein of 295 amino acids. The record is from RefSeq and is a predicted model, not a curated record.